Messenger RNA from Linum tenue, 2401 nucleotides. The record is from the annotation of a GenBank genome assembly. Lineage: Eukaryota; Viridiplantae; Streptophyta; Magnoliopsida; Malpighiales; Linaceae.
UGCAAUUUCAUUUCUCGGACUCCCUUUUCUCAGCUGCCAAACAGAUUCCCGAACACUAAUCCCCGCUCACUGGCCUGAGAAAAUUCGCCGGUUAUUCGAUCUCGUCGUCUCCACAGAAUCGUAAUUAGGAGGAGUAAUUGCGACUACUCCUGUCAAGUUCGGAGGGUGGAAAAAUGAUCGGAGCAAGCAAGAUCAAGCAGUACUCCAAUGUCCUCGAGAAACCCCUAAGCAAGGGCAAGCAGGAGGUUAGUUUGAGUGCAUUUGCAUUUUUAUUCUCGGAGCUUGUUCAGUAUAACCAGACGCAGGUUGACAACAUUGCUGAAUUAGAGCGAAGGUACGGCGUUAUUUUGUUAUUACAAACAAUGUUUCUUGGUCCUUGGGCUGCUGGUUCCGAAAUAGUGCAUAAUCAAUUGUGCAGGUUGGAGGAUGCAGGAUAUGCUGUUGGGGCUCGAUGCCUAGAACUUCUUUGCCAUAGAGAGAAGGGUAAUCGACGUGAAACACGACUCUUGGGGAUUUUGUCUUUCGUUCACAGCACCGUUUGGAAGGUUUUAUUUGGCAAAGUGGCCGACUCCCUUGAGAAGGGAACUGAACAUGAGGAUGAAUACAUGAUCAGUGAGAAAGAACUCCUUGUCAACAGAUUUAUAUCCAUUCCAAAAGACAUGGGGACUUUUAACUGUGGGGCUUUUGUUGCUGGAAUAGUGAGGGGUGUGUUGGAUAGUGCUGGUUUUCCAGCAGUGGUAACGGCUCAUUUUGUUCCCAUGGAAGGCCAGCAACGACCUAGGACGACUAUUUUGAUAAAAUUUGCGGAGGAGGUGCUAAGAAGAGAAGCAAGGCUAGGGUAAGGAUUUCAAUGAAAAUGCUGAUGUGUAAUGUUCUUCUCUGGCAUGCACCAUGUCGAGAGUCAAGACACACGACGAUGGACAUUUUAGUGGUGUUUUAGCAAACUGCUAACUGCUGCAGGAAGCUUUCUGAAAAAACUUUAGUUGUGGUAUCGCCGGAUUCUGUUACUACCGUUAUUUUGGUGGUGUGCUUUCUUAAGUGGAUCUUGUAAUAGAGCGACUAUUGAUCAUCAACUGCGCUCAUUGUAAAGUAGAAGGUUGUCACAGUUUAGUCUUCACAUGAUGAACUCUGAAUUAGAUUGUUGAACUGUUUGCAGAGCAAAAUGGAAUGCAGAUCUUUAUUGGAUUAUUCUCAUCUUCCCUUAUCCCUAUCAUUACAAUCCUGGAAUCGUGUUGAAACCUGCAAGCAGAAAACCCCAUACAGAAUGCAACAGAAGAGAACUGGAACACCAAAGUAACACUAACCAAAACUUCAUUUUUUUAGACUUUUAUUUCAUAUUGAUUUUUUUUUUUUUUUGUUGUUGUUGCCUCUUUAAUGAGUACUCUGUCCAUUCUCAACACCAAGACCAUAUAGCACACCAACGUACUUCUCCGUCGAACCAUUGAAGAAACUCUCUUUCAAUUUCAUGAAUGUACAACAAGUGAGCAAACUAUCCGACCCGGCUUGGUGACAUAUCCCGAUCCUCUCGACAUCCAAGAGCUCGGCCAGCUUGUUCAACCCACCAUGAAGGCUAUUGCAGAACUUCACCAAAUGCUUUAUAUCAUACAGCACGGGGAAGUACAACCUGAUCAGCUUGAAGAAUUCCGCCUGUGUCUCAGGCAAAUUCUUGCAAGUAAGCAACUUUAAGAGGUACCCGAAAUCAUACCCACUAUGGAAGGUAACCCAAUGAACAUUGUCAUUCAACACGAUCCCGGACGACAUCAGCAGCUCGCUGAAACGCUUCGCAUCAAUACCCAUCUCGUUGUUCUUUCUGAAAUCAAUGCCACACUGUGAGAGAAGCUCGAUGGAGUCAUCGGCGUAGACAUCUUCACUCGGGUUGAACUCUCGGAAGUUGAAUUGCCAGACGCAGAACUUGCCAGUUCCACAUGUGGGCAAGUUGCCUUUGUCGUCGGAGAAAGUGAGGCCGAGCUGGAUUAGCUUGAGAAGGUCGACGUUGGCCUUCAAUGUUAAGUAGUUGUAAUCAGAACCAUUUUUGAAAUUGCCUACGGGCCGUAGCACGAUGCCAGGGAACUCUGUGUCCAUCGCGAUGAAAGGGUAAUCGUCAACUAUGUCCCUUAUCAGCUCGAGUUCGUCUUCGAGGUUGUCGCUCCAUACGUCACGGAUGAUUAUGGACUCGCUCUUUGGCAGAAUCGACAUUUCCUUCUCAGAAACCAAGAACUCUACCCUCUGCACGCAGAAAGAACAGAAUAAAAGAUCGUACCUUUCUAGCCGAAAGCGCCCCAAUCGCAGAGGGGGGAUUGAGCUUUUUCGCGCCGGAAGUGAAAAUUCUCUCCUGGGAGUUUCUCGAGAAAAUCUUUGUGGGGUUUUCUUAUCAACAAGGUACGACAACGAUGAAAUGAUA